CCGGCCCUUAGGUGCUUCCGGGUUCCGGUCUAGCCAAGGUUUGCGAUUCUGUUGCGCAGUUUGGAUGAGCUGAGACUGGCUAAGAGUGGAUUUACAGCCGACGUAGCUGGAACUGGUGUUGGAGAUUCCUUCAUCGAGGAAGAAACCUAAAGGAUCUCAGCGGCGCGGCGAUCGACCAUUCAUUCCCAAGCCAGACACGCCUCGUACCGCAGAAUCCGGCUGCGGUGUGCGGACAUGGAGUCCUGCAGGGCCUGUGACUUUCUGCUUUCAUCCAAAGCUCAGCCCCAAACUCCGUGUUUGCCUUUCCCCUCUGACCGUAGUGACCGUUUCAGAGACUCUAGGGGUGCAGACUGCACUUGAUGAAGACUAAGUCAGAUCCUGGUCGGGAGGCCAUGUUGCGUCGCACUCCGCGUGUCCGUGUCCUGCCUGCGAAGAUGUUGGAAAUAGCAUACGGAGAAAGAUCUUUUGCUUUGGUUUUUAACCUUCAAGGAACACAUUGCUCCAGAUUACAGAAUCGCAAGAGCUGAUGGGAGAGGAAUCCCUUCUCAAAUUCAACCAGUUUCGCCUCUAUUGAGCGACUCCUUCUUAACAGACCGGACUCUUAGCAAGGGUCUGUCACCGCUGGAAGAAGCUCGUGGACGACCGGUGGCUGUGGCGACACGUCGACCUGACGCUCUACACGGGUCUUCCACUGAACUUGGAGCUUUCCAGGUGGUCUGGACAGGCUGGCCAGAACUCUGGAUCCUCCUGCCUCAGCCUCCCUGUGUGCUGGCCGGGAUUAAGGCAUUGCGUCUUGAUACCCAGCAAAAGAAACUGCUUUUCUCUAGGGAAGGAAGCUCAUAGAAGAACAGAAUUCCAGGGAGACAUCAGAACCCAGAUACCAGAUGCGGCCGAAAGUCAUGUGGCACCUCCUGCGCCGGUACAUGGCAUCCCGGCUCCACUCACUGCGCAUGGGUGGCUACCUGUUUUCUGGCUCUCAGGCCCCACAGCUGUCCCCUGCCUUGAUGCGGGCCCUGGGUCAGAAAUGCCCCAACCUGAAGCGCCUGUGCCUGCACGUGGCUGACCUCAGCAUGGUGCCUAUCACCAGCCUGCCCAGCACACUGAGGACCCUGGAGCUGCACAGCUGCGAAAUCUCGAUGAUCUGGUUGCAGAAAGAGCAGGACCCCACGGUGCUGCCACUGCUGGAAUGCAUCGUGCUAGACCGAGUGCCGGCCUUCCGCGAUGAGCACCUGCAGGGCCUUACCCGCUUCCGAGCCCUGCGCUCGCUAGUGCUGGGUGGCACCUACCGGGUCACUGAAACCGGGCUGGAUGCCAGCCUGCAGGAGCUCAGCUACCUGCAACGGCUGGAAGUGCUGGGCUGCACCUUGUCAGCUGACAGCACCCUGCUGGCCGUCAGCCGUCACCUCCGAGACCUGCGCAAGAUUCGGCUGACCGUUGGGGGCCUCUCAGCCCAGGGCCUGGUCUUCCUGGAGGGAAUGCCUGUCCUGGAGAGUGUGUGCUUACAGGGCCCCCUUAUCACCCCAGAAAUGCCCACACCCACUCAGAUUGUGUCCUCCUGUCUCACCAUGCCUAAGCUCAGAGUGCUUGAGGUGCAAGGGCUGGGCUGGGAGGGCCAGGAAGCAGAGAAGAUCUUGUGCAAGGGCCUGCCCCACUGCAGAGUUAUUGUCAGGGCCUGUCCCAAAGAGUCCAUGGAUUGGUGGAUGUGAGGGCACCACCCAUCCACCUCUGGAACCUAACCGAGCUUUGAAAGUGACCUUCCAAGGAAACUGAAACAUGUAAAUUAAUCAGUCGUGAGGGAACUGGGGGGUCUCAAGGAAAGCAAGCUGGGACCCUGGGGCUUCCUGAGCUGAGGUUGUCUGUAAUCUGGGUCACCUCAGACUUGGCAUCAGGCCUCUGAAAGAUCCAGCUCACACAUUUAGGAAUAGCAUCAUAGCUACCUCAUGAUUCAUUUUAAAAUCUUUACCCCCUCCACCCCACCCCCCUCUUUUUUCCAGUACCUGGGACUCAAACCCAUGGCCCUAGGUAUGGUAGACAAGCACUGCUGUGCUGUUGGGCCACACUGGAGCCCUGGGAAGCCUUAACAGGCCCCAGAGACACUUAGGGCUUAUUUUCAGGAGUGGUCAGGUGUAGGUGCAUGGGGUUCAGGACUCUGCAGUCAGCUUGGUUUUCUACCUACAUGGUUGAGAAAUGUGGAGGUCAGGGGCAGGAGCAUGGUGUUGGAUUGUCCUACUUUUCUAAAAGGUUCUCAAUCAUAUUUACUGUAUUUUGUAUCCUGCCUUUUCAAGUUUUCUACAGCAUAUAAAUUUUACUAUUAAAGAAAAAUAAUGUUUUUCAAA
Molecule: messenger RNA, 2336 nt
Organism: Apodemus sylvaticus (European woodmouse)
Lineage: Eukaryota; Metazoa; Chordata; Mammalia; Rodentia; Muridae
Gene: Fbxl12
Product: F-box and leucine rich repeat protein 12
Exons: 4
Coding region: 885-1706 (273 amino acids)
Biological process (GO): SCF-dependent proteasomal ubiquitin-dependent protein catabolic process
Cellular component (GO): SCF ubiquitin ligase complex
Molecular function (GO): protein binding
Source: RefSeq, a predicted model, not a curated record